AUGGAAAAGAUGAUGAAACAUCAAGAGCUAACCAGCGAGAACCAUGAAGCUUCAAGGAGGAAUUUGGAAAGGCAGAUUGGCCAAUUGUCUAAGCAAACAGUGGCUGAAAGAGCACCCAAUGCAUUGCCAAUUGACACCAGUCCCAACCCCAAAGAAGAAUACAAAGCCAUCCAAUUAAGGAAUGGAAGAACUUUGGUGAAUGACAGAGAAGCCACCAAGAAGCCAACAGAGAAUGACAAGACCAGCAGUAAAGAGCAAGUGACAAUUGAAGAAAAGAACCAAGAAAGGCUCAAGGAAAAAGAGGAACUUCAAGCUUCAAAGAAGGGGAAGCAGAUUAUGGAGGAGCCAUCACAAGAACAGAAGAAGAUAGUGAAGCCUUAUACCCCUCCUCUGUCAUACCCUCAAAGAUUGCAGAAAGAAAUCAAACAUCAACAGUUCCCCAAGUUCCUAGAAGUCUUUAAGAAGUUGGAGAUCAAUAUUCCACUUGCUGAAGCUCUGGAACAAAUGUCUCUGUAUGCAAAAUUUCUCAAAGAGCUCAUCAAUAAGAAAAGGAGCUGGAAUGAGAAGGAGACAGUAAUCCUAACACAAGAAUGUAGUGCUGUCAUCCAAAGAGGUCUUCCUCCACAGCUCAAAGAUCCAGGAAGCUUCAUCCUAUCUUGCACUAUAGGCAACAGAACAUUGGACAAGGCUCUCUGUGACUUAGGAGCCAGCAUUAAUUUAAUGUCCUUCUCACUAAUGAAGAAGCUUGCAAUAGAGAAAGUCAAGCCUACCAGGAUGUCACUCCAAAUGGCUGAUAGAUUACUCAAGAUACCAAAUGGGGUUGUGGAAAAUUUAUUAGUGAAGAUUGGAGAAUUCAUUUUCCCUGCUGACUUUGUUAUCUUGGACAUGGAAGAAGAGAGACAUAGUUCAAUCAUAUUGGGAUGGCCUUUCUUAGCAACAGCAAGAGCCAUCAUUGAUGUGGAGAAAGGAGAGAUGACCAUCAGGGUGCAUGAUGAAAAGAUGAUCAUCAAUGUCUUUAAGGCCAUGCAAUAUCCUCUAGAGAAGAAAAAGCACAUGAGAGUGGAAAUGAUAGAAGAAGUGGAGGAAGAGCUAUUGGAAGAUGACAACCAGGAGGAACAAGAAGAGGAAGUAGAGUUGGAACAAGAGUUCAUAAAAGAGGAAGUAGUAGAGAUCUCCUUUGAAAGCAAGGCAGAGGAAAAACCUAAACAAGAGUUAAAGCCUCUCCCCCCUCAUCUCAAGUGUGUAUUUCUUGGAGAAGCAGAGGCCCUGCCAGUGAUCAUAAACUCCUCCUUGAACAUAGAAGAAGAAACACAGCUGAUUGAAAUGUUGAAAGCUCACAAGACUGCCUUGGGUUGGACAAUUGAUGAUAUCAAGGGCAUAAGCCCUGCCACUUACAUUGCAAACUACAAGGUUGGAAGGAAGAUUUCCCAAGAAUUCACCAAGCAACAAGUGAAAAAGCUUCUCAAUGAGACCAAGAAAUUCUUAUGGGAUGAACCAUUCUUAUUUAAGAGGUGUCCAGAUGGAAUGAUUAGGAAAUGUGUUCCUAAGAAAAUGUCAAAGAACAAUGAUUCCAUGAAGGCCUACAAAAAGGUAAAGAAGGCUGCUGUUGCUCAGAAUAUCUCGGCCAAAAUGACGGGAGAGGGCUCUUCUCAAGUUCAGGAUGAUGACGAUGUCGAGCCUCCCCCUGUGCCUUCUGUCAAAGUGUCAACUUCUACUGUUCCUCCAGGUGAGGGGCGCAGCUGGGUGGCCGGCGGUGGGGCGGUGGUCGCGGAGGCAGUGGUGGAGAGGGGAGGAGAGAGGAAGAAGGGAGAAGAAGGGAGGGGAGGGGGUUGCGGCGGCGGCGUCCNUGAGUUCCUAUAG
Molecule: messenger RNA, 1860 nt
Organism: Arachis ipaensis
Lineage: Eukaryota; Viridiplantae; Streptophyta; Magnoliopsida; Fabales; Fabaceae
Source: RefSeq, a predicted model, not a curated record